Molecule: messenger RNA, 2138 nt
Organism: Stegostoma tigrinum
Lineage: Eukaryota; Metazoa; Chordata; Chondrichthyes; Orectolobiformes; Stegostomatidae
Product: V-type proton ATPase subunit d 1-like
Exons: 8
Coding region: 108-1160 (350 amino acids)
Biological process (GO): vacuolar acidification; proton transmembrane transport; vacuolar transport
Cellular component (GO): early endosome; plasma membrane proton-transporting V-type ATPase complex; proton-transporting V-type ATPase, V0 domain
Molecular function (GO): proton-transporting ATPase activity, rotational mechanism
Source: RefSeq, a predicted model, not a curated record
CAUUAAGAACAUUCAUUGCCCUGACCUUCAGUGUGAGAAGGAGAGCAGCGAAGUCCAAAGAAGGAGAGAAACUCAUCACUUUAAGAGCUUCAGAUUCUUAUUUGAAGAUGGGCUUUGCAGAGUUUUAUUUCAAUGUGGAUAACGGUUAUCUGGAGGGACUGGUCAGAGGGUUUAAAGGUGGAAUCCUGAAACAGGCAGAUUUCCUCAAUCUGGUGGAAUGUCAAACUCUGGAGGAUCUGAAGUUGCUUCUUCAGAGCACAGAUUAUGGCAGCUUCCUGGCAAACGAAACUGGUCCCCUCACGGUCUCUAUCAUUGAUGAUAAACUGAAACAAAAAUUGCUGGUGGAAUUUGUCUAUUUGCGGAAUCAUUCUUUACAGCCCCUCACCACCUUCCUGGAUUAUAUCACGUACAGCUAUAUGAUUGACAAUGUCAUCCUGCUGAUUACCGGUACAUUACGCCAGCAACCGAUUUCAGAGCUUCUUCCCAAGUGCCAUCCUUUGGGCAGCUUCGAGCAGAUGGAGGCUGUUCAUAUUGCUCAGACCCCCGCUGAACUGUACAAUGCUAUCCUGGUCGAUACGCCAUUAGCUUCCUUCUUUCAAGAUUGUAUCUCAGAGAAUGACCUUGAUGAAGUUAAUAUUGAAAUAUUACGAAAUAAGCUCUACAAGGCUUACCUCGAAUCAUUUUAUGGCUUCUGUAAAGACCAAGGGGGACAGACUGAAGAAGUAAUGUGUCCCAUCCUGGAGUUUGAAGCUGACCGACGUGCAUUUAUCAUCACUCUGAACUCCUUUGGCACUGAGCUGAGCAGAGAGGAUCGGACUACACUUUAUCCACGCUGCGGCAGACUGCACCCGGAUGGCUUGACCCUUUUAUCCAAAGCUGAGGAUUUCGAGCAUGUGCGUGCAGUUGCUGAAUAUUAUGCGGAAUAUAAACUCUUGUUUGAAGGUGCAGAGAAGAAUUCCAAUGAGAAGACAUUGGAAGACAUGUUCUUUGAAUAUGAGGUGAAGCUCAAUGUAAUGGCAUUUAAUAACCAGUUUCACUUUGGGGUGUUCCAUGCUUACAUGAAGCUGAAGGAGCAGGAAUGUCGGAAUAUUGUUUGGAUUGCAGAAUGUAUAGCUCAGAGACAUCGGACUCGCAUUGACAACUACAUUCCCAUCCUCUAAGUGCAAGUCACCUAGACCAUGACUGGCAUCCUAAGAAUAACAGUAACUAACUCCUGCAACCUGUCCCAAGUCACUGAUCCUCAGCGACCAGUGUCUUAGUGAUCUGCUCUAGAAACCAACUCCAGUGACUUGUCUCAAAUAAGUAAUCCACAACAAUUUAUUCUGAGUAAUCAUCUCUCCAACCCAGUUGUGAGGAAUCUGUAUUUUGUUAAUCAAAUAUGCCCUUAUAUUAACACCUGUUAAUUUGUUGGCUUUGGUAAUCAAUCCUGAGAAAGCAACCGCUAGUUAGCAGACUAAUCAUUAGCCCAGCCUCGGAUAGAGAUGUUAUGAUAACUCCUAAAUGCUAUCACUCUUUUUAUGUGUUCUGGUGUAAUUUCUUAUUUAAUCAUGACUUGGAGCAAUAAACAAGUUGCAUUGGGGUGGAUGUGUUCUAUCUCAAAUUUCCAAUCACAAAUGAAAACUAUCUGUAUACAAAGUUACCUAUUAAGAAUAUGUAAUUCUUACCUUCAGUUACAAGUUUUCCGCAUUCUGUCAAGUAUAACAUAAAAAUGCAACACACACCCAAAUAUGUUGCUGUGGCUCUAGAAGGCAGUUCACCAACACCUCAAGGGCAAUAAAUGCUGGCCCACCCAGUGAUAUCGCACCUCAUGAAUGAAUAAAGAAAUAGGAGAGGCAUAGUCCAUUUGACCUCAUAAACCUGGUCCAUAAUUUAGUAAGAUCACGGCUGAUCUUGUUAUGACCUUAAAUUUAUUGUCCUGCUCGUCCCCUUUAAUCCUAGGAUCUGUUGAAGCUCAAAAUAUGUCUAUCUCAGCCUUGAAUAUAUUUAAUUACCAAGCUUCCACUGCUGUUUGUGCUAGAAAUUUCUGUAUGGCCCAUAAUGGAAUUGUUACGCUGCCUGGUUAUUUGUGCAUUGCGAUAAUCACACUGUACAAGUCACUCUGUGUAUUACUAGACUACUAUUACACUCUGAUGGUCAUU